AUGACAUUCGGUGAUUCCACACCAUCAACACCGCAUAGGGCACUGAUAAUGUCAUUUGACAACAACAACACAUCUAGCACCACAACUACUACACCCUUAGCAAAAGCCUGCACGAGCACCACGCCGCCACAAUCGCCUGACAUUACAACAAUGCUGCCAUCAUUGACGAUGGCGAUGGCGAUGAGGAAAUCAUCAGUAACAUCCACAUCAACACCUGCAACUACACCCUCAUUGACAUCAGUAACACCAUCGCCAUCAGCACUAUCGUCAUCUUCCCUAUCGUCACUAUCACAAAUCACAACAACAAUGCACUCAGAUACAUUAUCACAGACGAUGGUACUUUUGGGUACGCAGCAACAACAACAAUCUCACACCACCAACGCGGCAAGUCGCACACAAAAGACACCAAACCAAAAAACCAAGAACAAAAGCCUAACAAAAUCGCUUACACCAGAUACAAUUGGCAAAACAUGCUCCAAAAAGCACUGUAUGUCAUGUUGCGCUUGCCAUAGCCAGGAGUUCCAGUCAGCAGAGCAUCCGAAAGGCAGCGCAAAAUCAAAAUUGAAAUCCAACUUGAAAUCGCAAUCGAAAAAAAUGCUUAAGCAAACAUGCGAAAAUUGUACAAAAAAAUGCACUAAUAAAAAUCACACCAAAAACGUACGCAUCAACAACAGCACCACCACAGUAACCGCCACCAAUACCGAUAAUGUAUUUAAUUUCUAUGACACCGGCUGGAGUUCGUCUCACCAAAAAGUGCACGCUCUCGAACCGGUGGACUUUUCGGCGAAUCCCGAAUUCGAACCCGACUUCCGCUGGUACGACAAGACCCUGCUGGAUGCAGUGCGCUCUGACGAAGAGCACACCCAAAAUUUCUUUCGCCUACUUGCGCUGUGUCACACCGUAAUGCCGGAGUAUGUGGAGGGACGACUCGAGUAUCAGGCGCAAAGUCCAGACGAGGCUGCGCUGGUGUCAGCAGCACGAAACUUCGGCUUCGUUUUCCGCUCACGAACGCCAAAUAGUAUAACGAUAGAAGUGAUGGGUAAUCGAGAGGAGUAUGAACUUCUCAACAUUCUAGACUUUAAUAAUGUACGCAAACGUAUGUCGGUGAUAUUGAGGCGGGGCGAUGAUAUUAUACUGUACUGCAAAGGUGCUGAUAAUGUGAUUUACGAUAGGUUAAGCACUAGUCAAAGUGAUAUUAAGGCGCGUACUCAGGAUCAUUUGAAUAAAUUCGCUGGCGAAGGUUUAAGGACACUGGUACUUGCCGAACGACGACUUGACGCAGAUUAUUAUAUGGAUUGGUUACAACGCCAACAAAUAGCAGCUGUUUCAUUAGACGCUCGCGAAGAGAAACUGAACGCCAUGUAUGAGGAGAUCGAAAGUGAAUUGAUUCUGGUGGGUGUGACGGCGAUCGAAGACAAGCUACAGGAUGGUGUACCACAAACGAUAGCCAAUCUACAAAUGGCUGGCUUGAAAAUUUGGGUACUAACAGGCGAUAAACAAGAAACUGCUAUAAAUAUUGGAUAUUCGUGUCAAUUAUUAACCGAUGAAUUGGCUGAUGUGUUCAUUGUGGAUGGCAGUUCACUAGAGGAGGUCGACAAGCAGUUGCGCCAAUUCCGUGAAUCGGUGCGAAUUGUCAAUCGUUUUAGACCCACACCGCUCGAGCCGAAUGUUAAUCUGAAUCUCAAUUUAAAUGGUUCGAAUAAUGCCGAUCGUAAUAGCACAUCUGUGACGUAUGGAACUGGCUUUCGUACGCAGGCCACACCACCGCCGGCGCCAGCGAUAUCUGUUGUUACCUUUAGGUGGGAUGAUGACAAAAUUAAGCAUAAUAAGGGCGAACCGGACAGCGCCGAAUGUAAUGAACUCUAUGACAAUAUCGAGAAGGGUGCUGAUGGCGCGACCACAUUACACCCGGAUGAAGUAAUCGAAGAGAACACCGGCUUCGCGAUUGUUGUUAACGGACACUCGCUAGUUUACUGCCUCUCGCCGGAGUUAGAAUCAAAAUUCUUGGACAUCGCUUCACAGUGCAAAGCAGUUAUUUGUUGUCGAGUAACGCCGCUACAAAAAGCACUAGUUGUGGAACUAAUUAAGCGUGCCAAGAGUGCGGUAACUCUGGCAAUCGGCGAUGGUGCCAAUGAUGUGUCCAUGAUCAAAGCUGCCCACAUAGGCGUUGGUAUCUCUGGCCAGGAGGGUUUGCAAGCGGUGCUGGCAAGCGAUUAUUCGAUCGCCCAAUUUCGCUACUUGGAGCGCCUUCUACUCGUACAUGGACGCUGGUCGUAUUAUCGCAUGUGUAAAUUCUUGCGCUACUUUUUCUAUAAGAAUUUUGCAUUUACACUAUGCCACUGCUGGUAUUCGUUUUUCUGUGGCUUCAGCGCGCAGACGGUGUUCGAUCCAAUGUUUAUAUCAGUCUACAAUCUAUUCUAUACCUCACUGCCGGUGCUAGCGUUGGGCGUAUUCGAACAAGAUGUCUCUGACAAGCACAGCGUGGAGUACCCAAAAUUAUAUACGCCCGGACUGAAGAGUCAAUUGUUCAAUACACGUGAAUUUGUUUACAGUGUACUACAUGGUGCCUUCAGUUCGCUCAUACUCUUCUUAAUACCAUAUGGCACAUACAAGGAUGGCGUUUCGCCAGAUGGACUCAUUCUCAGCGAUCACAUGACGUUAGGUGCGGUUGUUGCCACUAUUCUUAUAAUCGACAAUACAGCACAGAUAGCGCUAUAUACAUCAUAUUGGACGAUAUUCAAUCACAUUACCAUCUGGGGUAGUUUGAUAUGCUUCUUUGUGUUGGAUUAUUUUUAUAAUUAUGUCUUCGGCGGUCCCUAUGUCGGUUCACUUGCGAUGGCUAUGAAAGAUCUGACAUUCUGGACGACAAUGAUAAUAACGGUAAUUAUGAUAAUGGCACCGGUAUUAGCCUACAAAUUCUAUCUAAUCGAUGUGCAUCCUAGUUUAGCUGAUAAGAUACGUCUUAAAUGUCGCGUGAAAACACGCGCACGUCAGAGCAAUAUGGUUAUGCGGACCCCUUCGGCAAGGAAGGCGCGACGAUCUUUACGUUCGGGUUAUGCAUUUGCCCAUCAGGAGGGCUUUGGUCGCCUUAUCACCUCCGGUAAAAUUAUGCGUAAAUUACCACAAGAAUUUGCGUUCCCUUUGGGAUUGGGCAGCAAAAAGCUGCAGCCACAAACCACAGAUGGCAAUGAAGGCAAGAAUGGCCAAAACAAUAAUAAUAGUACGCGAAGCAACAAAAACUCAUCGACGGGUUAUCUUAACGAUGCCGACUUGGACAGCGCGACUGGAGGUGGCGGCGGCAGCAACAGUACCCGUAGCGAAGAUAACCUAAGCCCACGUGCACCUUGCCAAGACUUAGAUACAAUUAAUCUUUAAGUUUAUAUGUAUGUUUGUACUUGUGUAUAGCGUAUACGUAUGUAUGUAGAAUGUGAGAAGCCGACAGAAAUUGUGUGUUUGGCAAAUUGCAUACAACUUUUUCUGUUAGAUAAAGGCCACCAAAAACAAAUAAACCAAAAAAAACCCAAGCAAAAACGAAAACUUAGUAUGUAUGUAUAAUUUACUUGAAAAUAUGUGAAAUCCUAAAUGAUGCCUGUUUGGAAUUAUUGCAAUCAAACAAAAAAGGAGUUUUUUUUUUAAACGUUAGAAAUUAAUUAUGUAUGUAUUUCU
Rhagoletis zephyria (snowberry fruit fly) is the source of this 3666-nucleotide messenger RNA. Its product is annotated as phospholipid-transporting ATPase ID-like. Gene Ontology annotation, biological process: Golgi organization; phospholipid translocation. The record is from RefSeq and is a predicted model, not a curated record. Lineage: Eukaryota; Metazoa; Arthropoda; Insecta; Diptera; Tephritidae. Gene Ontology annotation, cellular component: trans-Golgi network; plasma membrane. Gene Ontology annotation, molecular function: ATP hydrolysis activity; ATPase-coupled intramembrane lipid carrier activity; ATP binding.